AUGUCUCACACCAUCCUGUUAGUCCAGCCAACCAAGCGGCCAGAAGGCAGGACCUAUGCAGACUAUGAAUCUGUAAAUGAGUGCAUGGAAGGUGUGUGCAAGAUGUAUGAAGAACAUUUGAAGAGAAUGAAUCCAAACAGUCCAUCAAUAACCUAUGACAUCAGCCAGUUAUUUGAUUUCAUUGAUGAUCUGGCAGACCUCAGCUGUUUGGUAUAUCGGGCUGACACACAGACAUACCAGCCCUACAACAAAGACUGGAUCAAAGAGAAGAUCUACGUUCUGUUGCGGCGCCAGGCCCAGCAGGCGGGCAAGCCUAAGGAGACUUCCUGGACAAUCUUUGGGCACCCUUGGAUUGAGACUAGAGCGACUGCCUCCUCUGCUCCGCUGCUGCUGCUGCUGCUGCUGGUGCUGCUGCUGCUGCUACUGGUGCCUUUACGCGCUGGUCUCACUUCACCACAGAAAAAACGGCACAAGCAGGGAAGACUGCGAGCGACCGGCGAGUCCUCAAGCUGCCACCAGCAGAACUCAGCUUGGACCGCUCUGUAUGGGGCCUUUUGCAUAUCAAUUGACAUGGAGGAUGAUGAUGGGACUUGUCUACUUGAUGUUUUGUGUGACCCUCAAGCCCUGAACGACUUCCUACAUGGGACCAAUGAGCAGCUGCCGACUGAAGAUCUGCUCAUUAACUCCUCCUCUGGGGAGGCGUCCCUCUUCACAGAUGCCCCGAGCCCAGGGUCUCUGCUCGGAGAUGGGGUGGGGUCCCCAGAUUCGUCCACACGAGGCUGUGUGGACCUGUCUUUUUUGGAGGAGGCGCUCCUGUCCUCUCCAGAGGCAGCAGAAGACCCUCCCCUGGGGCCCAUGGAAUCACCUGCAGAGCUGGAGCUCAAGAAGGCCCCUGUGGAGGAGGCAGAGGAGGCGCAGGUGGCCUGUGAUAUUCUCCAGCAGAGUUUGCAGGAGGCUGAUAUCACAGAGCAGACCAUGGCUCUGGAGGCCGGCCUGGUGCAGAGUGGAGACACUCUAUCCCUUUACUCACCGACCCCUCUUCUCUCUCCAGUUCCUUUUGUGUCCAAAUCUGUAAGCUUACCUGUGGCCCCCAUCCUGCCCAGAGACACCCAGGCAGCAGUGGAUCCUCCUCAGCCUUCUCUGUUGGCCGUGGGGCCUGGAUGCCCCUCACUCAAACCGGCGGCUCCCCCUCAGUUCAUGGGACUUCUGCCUGGAAAUGUGUUUCCUGCUGCUUCUCCUGAAAUAUCUUUGAGUCAUGCUAACGGCCCCAGUAUGAUCAUCCAUAAGGCCCUGCCCACUGCCCCCCCUCGGCCCAUUAUUGCCCAGACUCUGCGAGCAGCUGCAGCGCCCGCUCCUGGUAUCGUCCUGCAGCGCACUCCACUUGCCAUCCAGCCAAAGCUGCCCAUCACCAUCCAGCCCAGACUAGUUCAGAUCAGCCCGAAGCCCUCAUCACAGAAGACAACCUCUGGUCUGACCUUUGUCUCUGGUACAGCCUCUCCUAAUAUUCUUCUGUCUCAACCAGCGACUCAAAAAUCUGCUCCGGUCCCACAGUCCACACCUCAGCUUCCUAAGCCAGUCAGUCUGCAGCUGGUCAACCAGGCGGGCUCCUUUGUGUUGCAGCCUCAUGGCCUCUUCCAUGGGCAGAACCAGCUGCUUCUUCCAGGACAGUCUCCUGUCACAAUCCCACAGCACACUGCGGCUCAGCGGCAGCUCCUGGCUCCCCAGGGCCCCACACUGCACACGGUGGCUCCCUCAGCAGGACAACUGAUGGACAGCUCUCAGAUUCUGACUGUUCCUCAGAGGCAGCUGAACUUCAGCCCUGUAUUUACCACCCCCACAGGGCAACUUGCCCUUCGCCAGGCCACAGUUCUGUCUGGAUCUCUACAGCUGCAAUCUGCGUCCCCUACUGUCUUCCAGAUGCCAGCGCAGCUCGCAGGGGCAUACACAGCUGGGGGCCAGGGGUCCCGGGCCACUCUGGUUCACAGCCCUGCCAUUGGAAACCACAUUACCCUGAUCAACAGCACAGGGGUGCUACCCUCAGACCUCACCUCCAUCUCCAUAGUAAAUGGCGCUUCAGUGGUUCAGGGGCUGCCUUUCACCACUCAAACCCAGGUCCCCCAAGCCAGAGUAACAGAGGCUCAGCUGGGCCUUCAGCAGGGCCUUCAGCAGGGCCUUCAGCAGGGCCUUCAGCAGGGCCUUCAGCAGGGCCUUCAGCAGGCCUCUGUGGUGCUUCUGCCUGAGCGCACCAUCACAGAGGAGAGGGCUCAGGAGGAGGCUUUCCAUUUGACACAGUCCUUUGGACAAGUGCUGCGGCAAGUCCAGGCCACAGGACUGCAGCCCGCCACUCCUCCUGUGGUAACCGUGAUACAGCCACCUGCAGACGCACCUCUGGUUCCUGACCCUCCCACUGUGGACAUGCCCAAACUUCUAAUGGCUCCUGCAGAGAUAAGCCAAGUGGUGGAGGAGGUGACCCAGCUGAGUCAGAACCAAGCCUUUAUGCAACAAUUGCAACAGCAAGCACUUACUUCCCCGCUGUCGUCGGAUCUGCUGGUUGGCGCCCUGCCAGUGGUGCCGCUGGAGGCUCUGUCCUCUCCGCAGGACGGACACAAAGAGGUCAGAGCGGAAGCCCAUGGAGUCUCCUCUGGGCUCACAGACCAGUGUGUGCUCUCUCCUCUGCCCUCAGACCUGGACGACUCCUCUGUGCUCUGCUCCCCUCCUUCCUCCACUGACACCCCACAGACAUUUACACCUCCAGCACAAGAACCUGACACUUCUGCCCCACUGUCACAUAUAGAGCCCCCACAGUACCAGCUACAGGAUCAAAAUGCCUUAUUCACCCAACAACAAGAGCAAGUCCAACCCCCUGUAUCACAAACCCAAAUUACAAACUGUAUAUCACUGCCCAAAGUCCCAGUCCACACAUCUCUGCUAACAUCUCUGUCCCACAUUCAAAGUCAGGGUUCUUUAUCCCAAGUUCAGCCGAUAGUUCAGGUCCCAGAAGACCACAACGCAGCCAGGACCCCCUCCCCUGUGCCCACCCCACCUCCAGUGUCUGUGCCUCAGCCUGGUCCCACAGCUGCCACUGGGGCCUCUUCAGGAGAUCAGCCUGCUGUUCAGCUACACACACAUCACAAGCCAACUCCUGCCUUGGUCGCAGAGGGGAAAGUCUUCAGUGCACCCUCCCCUGUAUCUCGCGGUGAAUACCAAUGCUCUGCCCGCACAGAGGGGACCAGCAUCCAGCCGCCACCAUCCAGCCAGCAGCAGGACACCAAGUUGGCGAUCGUUGUGGAGCCGCUCACACCAGCACAGCGCCGGCACAGGUUCCAGCAGCAGAUGUGUUCAGACCAUGCAGCUGUGCAGAGACCCUGGACCCGCUCAGGCUUCUCCUCUCUACAGGACACUGUGAGGGGCCUGCUGCCCUACCACAGCUGCGCCGGACCCAUUCCCACCCAGGAACACUUCAACAUGGUUGACGAGGAGUUUGACACUGUGUCUGGAUUCCUUCUGAAGCGGACCAAGGACAUGGUCAACAAGUACAGGCAGCUCCUGCUCAGAGAAGCCCUGCAGGACAUUCCGUCAGCGGAGAUGGUGAUGCUGGAGAGACUUUUCCUUCAAGCCGAGCGCUUCACUUUGGCAGAGGACCGACGGAGGACGUGCAGAGAGCCAGAGUCUGUGAUGACAGCUUCAGCCUCAGCUGCCUCUUCCCCAGACGAUGCACCUCCGUCGGGCCAGUCUCAUCCGCCUCCCUCGCCUCCCUCGCCUCCCUCACCUCCCUCACCCACCUCCCCACCUUCAUCCCCUCCCCCCCAGUCCUCCACCAGCGACAGUCCUCCCUCGCCCCCUUCGUGGACCAGACUUUCAGACCGCCCCCCUGGUCUCCGGACGUAUCGUUCGAGUACCCGCGGUGGGCUGCGUCUCACCAUCAAACACGAGUCCGGAUCCAGGAAAGUGGUCCACAACUCGGCCUGUGACCCUGGACUGAAAAGAAACCAUUCGGGGCAAUUGACCAAUGGGAGCGGGCGUCACUUUCAGACCCCAGACAAAGCACUGCAACCCGUAUCCAAUGGGAAACUUUCCACGGAGCAAGUCCCGCCUUCUGACUUUAAAAUAAAAGCCCCUAUAAAAGACAACAGAGAAGUAAGCGCUCCUAAAUUAAAAUGUUUCCGCUUGGACCCAGCACUGGACCGUCCCGCGGCGAUACAAGAGGACAACAUGCUUAGUGAACACCUUCAGAGUGCUAUCGACAGCAUUUUGGAGCUACAGCGGCUUCAAGGCCCGUCCACGGCCCAAAGUAGGGCUUCCUCCACCCCUGCACUCGACCAAGCAGUGGCCAGCAUUUUGGAGGGCCAUCUCUGA
Knipowitschia caucasica is the source of this 4356-nucleotide messenger RNA. Lineage: Eukaryota; Metazoa; Chordata; Actinopteri; Gobiiformes; Gobiidae. The record is from the annotation of a GenBank genome assembly.